Messenger RNA from Amorphotheca resinae ATCC 22711, 2697 nucleotides. RefSeq lists its product as hypothetical. Bases 181 to 2697 code for a protein of 838 amino acids. Gene Ontology annotation, biological process: monoatomic cation transport; copper ion homeostasis. The record is from RefSeq and is a predicted model, not a curated record. The transcript is spliced from 4 exons. Gene Ontology annotation, cellular component: membrane. Lineage: Eukaryota; Fungi; Ascomycota; Leotiomycetes; Helotiales; Amorphothecaceae. Gene Ontology annotation, molecular function: ATP hydrolysis activity; copper ion binding; P-type divalent copper transporter activity.
UCCAAGUCGAACAUUUGGGAAUGAUUGACCAUAAACACUGGGCUAGGAUUGCGAGAAAGCGGAACAGGAGCUAAUUCUUGAAGUUUCGGAGCGCUGUGACGUUGAUGGUGGCUGGUGCUACUUGUUGACCUGGUUGUACAGCUGGAAGUAAUGAAUUGAUGUGAUGUGGACUUGCCGGGAAUGACUUGCAGCUCCUGUGUAGGGACAAUUACCAAGGCUGUGCAGCAGCUAGAAUAUGUGGGAACAGUGGAGGUCAACCUAGUCUCUAACAGUGCCACGGUUGUGUUCAAAGGUGAGGAACAUCUGACGAGCAUAAAGCAAGCAAUUGAAGAUGUAGGUUACGAAGCUAGCCUUGACGACCUGGUCAAUUUGGACGAGUCCCGCAAAACCCACAUUCAAAGGACGGUCGCUAUACAGGUUGUUGGAAUGUAUUGUUCUCAUUGUCCUCCGCGGAUCUCCGAUGCCUUGGAUAAGAGCUUUGGUGAAAAGGUGCAGGUUGAGAGUCCUCCAACUAUAUCCGAUCCAAUCCUCAGGAUCAGCUACAUCCCGCAGGCGCCGGAUUUUACGAUCAGGCAAAUAAUCGCCUCCAUCGCCGCAGUCGAUGCUGCAUUCGAGCCGUUCAUUUACCACCCACCCUCGCUUGAGCAACGGUCUCAGAAGAUGCGUGCUCGUGAGCAGCGACGAAUCCUUCUUCGCCUUGCGCUCUCGAUCGUCGUCGCUAUCCCGACAUUUAUUGUGGGGAUUGUUCUAAUGAACCUGGUCGACUCACGCAGUCCGAGUCGUCAAUUCAUCAUGGAGCCUAUGUGGGCUAGACGCGUCACGACACCCGUCUACUUCUUUGCCGCCGAUGUCUUCCAUGUUCGCGCCUUCAAGGAGCUGCGGGCGAUGUGGAGACCUAGGAGCACCACUCCACUACUUCGGAGGUUUUAUCGAUUCGGGAGCAUGAAUAUGCUUAUCUCUUUAGGAACCACUAUCGCAUAUUUCUCUUCCAUAGCAGAACUUGCUCUUGCCGCAACCCAAACGACAGACACGGCUUCAAUAGCGGCGAGCUCAUCGUACUUUAACUCCGUAGUCUUUCUUACCAUGUUUCUUCUCAUUGGCAGGUUCCUUGAAGCCUAUAGCAAAGCCAAAACGGGCGACGCUGUGACCUUGCUAGGGAAGCUAAGGCCAACAGAGGCCAUCCUCAUUGAUCCUAUCCGCAGUCGGCUUCAGCCUGCAGAGCCUACAACCCACAAGACCCCUGUCGAUCUACUUGACGUUGGCGACACCGUUAAGAUUGUGCACGGUGCCUCACCCCCAUCUGAUGGUACUAUCGUGGAAGGAGAAGCGAAGUUUGAUGAGUCUAGCUUGACCGGGGAGUCUCGGCUUGUCGCCAAGGAUGUCGGCGACGGCGUGUUUACAGGGACUGUUAAUAAGGGAGGUCCAAUAUCGGUACGGAUAUCAAACGUCUCAGGGACAUCGAUACUCGACCAAAUCGUCAGGGUGGUGCGUAAGGGCCAGGCAAGGCGAGCCCCCAUCGAACGCGUUACGGAUGCGAUAACGAGUCACUUUGUCCCUCUCGUGGUUCUGAUCAGAGUCUCUACUUGGAUCAUCUGGCUAGCUCUUGGGUUGUCCGGCUCCCUGCCAGCAAGCUAUCGCGAUACGAACGUUAGAGCCGUCUUCGUUAUCGCUUGCCCCUGUGGCAUUGGUCUCGCUACUCCGACCGCCCUCUUUGUUAGCGGUGGUCUGGCCGCACAACAUGGCAUUCUCGUUAAAGGCGGUAGAGAAGCGUUCCAGGAGGCCAGCGGGCUUGACUGCAUUGUGUUUGACAAGACGGGGACCUUGACUGAAGGUAGAGAGCCGACCGUGACGGGGUAUGAAUGCCUGUCUGCCGACGAUGAGAAGACGGUAUUGGGGAUGGUGCAGCGGUUAGAGGACAGUAGUAGCCACCCUGUUGGGAAGGCCUUGGUCGCUUUCUGCGAAACCAGAGAAGCAGAAAGCAUUAGUGUUAAUCACAUCACUGAAAUACCUGGAAAAGGCAUGAGAGGCAUGUUUAUGCCCAACUCACAAGACCAACAGGAAGUGGAGAUCCUCCUUGGCAACGAGGCCCUGAUGUUUGGUCCCCACGUCACCGCGACCUUGGAUGUAUGGAAAGAACAAGGGAAACCCGUCGCACUAUUUGCCAUGAGCGUGCCCUUGCAAUCGUUGGCAACAAGCGAAGCCGAUACCAGAAGAACCCUAUCAGCGGUUUUCGCGGUGUCCGACCAGAUUCGCCCGGAGUCUGCUUCUGUGGUUCAAGCCCUUCAGUCCAGGGGCAUUGAGGUUUGGAUGCUGUCAGGUGACAAUCUGACGACGGCCAGAGCUAUCGGCAGGAUGGUGGGCAUCAGCGAGGGUAAUGUCAUUGCGGGAGUGCUACCCGACCAAAAGGGGGAGAAGAUACGGCAUCUUCAGCAGACCUUGGUCUGCAAAGGCAGGCGUAGUGCUGGAAAGAGAGCCACGGUGGCGAUGGCCCUCGUCUACAAUCUCGUCGCACUGCCUAUUGCCGCAGGGGUUUUGUACCCGGUGAAGAGUAACGGGAGUCACAUCAGGCUUGAUCCCGUCUGGGCAAGUUUGGCCAUGGCAUUAAGUAGUGUUAGCGUGGUCUACAGCAGUCUACUUUUAAGGAGCAGGUUGCCAGGAGUGGGCUUCAGAUCAACGGAAUUUCCCCAGAAAGCUUGA